This is a messenger RNA of Salvia hispanica, 772 nucleotides long. NCBI's taxonomy places the organism in Eukaryota, Viridiplantae, Streptophyta, Magnoliopsida, Lamiales, Lamiaceae. The record is from RefSeq and is a predicted model, not a curated record.
AAACACUUACCUUACCAAACAAGUAGAAAAUGGAGAAAACAAAAACACCACUCUUGUUGAUAAUUUCGUGCCUACUAACCGCCGCGGCCGACUCCGAAGCCGUAUGGUUCGAGAACAUCUGCCAGGGAAAGGAGAACCUUGUGAAGCUAACCGUGUACAUCCAAGACAUCCAAGGCGGGCCUAGCCCCACCGUCUACACGGUGGCCAUAUCUCCCAUCUCCGCUAGCUCCCCGGGCGGCUUCGGCGUGAUCAACGUGGUCGACCACCUGGUCACGGCGGGGCCGGACAUCAAUUCGGAGGCGGUCGGGCGGGCCCAGGGUCUGGCGAUCUUGGCGGAUCUGCACACGGUGGCGGCCUCCGAGAACAUCAACUUCGUUUUCACGGCGGGGGAGUUCAACGGCAGCACGAUCACCACGAUUGGCCGGAAUCAAGUGGCGAAUUCGGAGAGGGAGCUGACGGUGGCCGGAGGAACCGGCGCAUUCCGUUUUGCGCGGGGGUAUGCCAUCACGAGGACCUACUUGGAAGAUACCGUCGCGGAUUAUCUUGUGUUGCAGUACACAUUUUACGUGACACGCUACGCCGGCGCAUCACGCGGCACCGUCUAAUAUUCCGUUGUUGUAUUUGAGAUUAGUUUUUGUAAUAAGCUGACUAAUUGCGACUUUUAUGGUUCUACGUUUUAUGAAAUAAUUACGCCUAUAUUGGGUAUAGUAGUGAUGUUAUUGUAUUGUAACUGAUUGGAAUGAGUGAAUGGAUUCGGUUUUUUCAGUUGUCA